Caenorhabditis elegans is the source of this 1727-nucleotide messenger RNA. It is a transcript of the gene R02F2.1, whose product is annotated as Cyclin-like domain-containing protein. The record is from RefSeq and is marked reviewed. The transcript is spliced from 4 exons. NCBI's taxonomy places the organism in Eukaryota, Metazoa, Nematoda, Chromadorea, Rhabditida, Rhabditidae. Bases 89 to 634 code for a protein of 181 amino acids.
UACAGAACGAAGACGAGAAUCAAGAUGAGCUUCUUCUUUUGAUUGACGUCUUUUGAAAUCGCGAAUCUACUAAACUACUAAUCUCAGGAUGAACGAGGACUUUGACGGGUUGACUAGCGGCUCCUCGGCUGCGGCGGGAAAGCUGAUGCAAGAUGGGAUCUCCUCGACGCAGUUGCUCCAAAUGCUGCUGCAAAGAGAGAAACUUCUUUAUCAGAACUACCCGCUAAGUCUUGCCUCGGGGGAGGGUAUGAUCGGAUGGCGAGAGCGGAACCGUGAGUGCGCCUGGAUGUGUGCAGCUGCAAAACGCAUCGGAUUGGAGAUGGAUGCCGCUUCAUUGGCUGUCUCGAUCUUCGACCGUGUCGUCACCAGCGUCAAGAUCCCUGGCAAAUACGUCAACUGCGUCGCCGUCGGAAGCUUGAGCAUCGCCAAGAAGCUCUGCGAAGAUCACGAAGAAGACGCUCCAGUUUUCCUCGGUCGCCUUCGUCUCGAGUACAGCGCGCAAGAGCUGAAGCGCAUGGAAAUCAAGAUCCUGGAGGUGCUCCGCUGGGAUGCUCACCUUCCGAACCUCAAUCGAUUCGUUGAAUGUCUGCUAUCAGAGCUCGACGCGGCUUUCCUUUUGCCUUCAAUCAAGUAAGCCCAAUUCGUUAAAUCUUUGAAAUUGUAAUUCUUCUCAAGUUUCAGAAAGCACUUGGAUUUCCUGCUUUGCGACUCCACGCUGACAUCUAACUUCCGAUGGAGUGUGCUAGCGCUGUCCACCGUCUCAUUGCUCGUCGAGGCUACCAACAAACACUGGCAAUACCCAAUUAAUGCUUUGGCUCGGCUCUGCAAGAUUCCAAUGAGCGAAGUCAAUCGCUGCCGUGUGAAGGUCUCCAAUCUCUGGUCUCGCCACGUACUUCCAAUGCCGUCAACAUUCCAUCUUCUGGCCGAUCUGGACGAUCAAGACAGCGACAUGGACGUCGACUAUCCGCUCGCCUACGACUCAUCACCCCAUCCCCAGGCUCCCUCUGCUGAAGCCUCCGAGUACAUCACCUCGCCGGCCCCACGGGCACUUCAACCAACUCCGUGUUAAUCAAGCAAGCCGCCACCAUCUAAUGAGUGUGUGUGUGUCUGCAAUUGGCCAUAAAUAUUCUUCUUUCUUUCCAUCUUACCAUUUCCUUGUUCAUCUCACGUUCUAUCAGAAAAAGAUGACAAGAAAAAUCACAAAAAAUUGUUAAAAUUCUUCACCACAUCCACGAUUUGUCGACAAUUUUCCACCAAAAAAAUCGAGCUGGUUCUCUUCCUUUCUCUAUCUCUCUAAAUUCUAGGUAAAGACACUACCCAGCAAGUUGUAAUUAGCUUAUGCACUUCUCACUCUUAUCACAGCGGCUGGACCGCGACAGAUUUAUUCCCAUCUCCCCCAUCCCGUGAUUAAUCACUUUUCACACAAAAAAUCUAUGCUCUCUUCUGUACAAGAAGGUAGAACCUGUCGUCUAGCCGUUUUUUCCAUCACCCCAUUCCCCCACACACCAUCUCUCUCAUACUAAUACAAAUUCUAUAUAUAUAUUCUGUCAAAUUUCUUUAGUCAAGACUCCGUCUACUCUAAUUUUUCCCCUUUCCUAUCCCCCGCUAAUUACCCCUUGCGAAGCUAUUUCAUCAAUACCAUCAUGUUCUUGAAGGACCCCGCCCCCGCGCUUCAAACUGUGGAUUAAUGAAGAUUUUUUUGUUUGAAUAAAAUGUUAAUGUUAAAU